Ophidiomyces ophidiicola is the source of this 417-nucleotide messenger RNA. RefSeq lists its product as uncharacterized. The coding region runs from base 1 to 417 and encodes 138 amino acids. Lineage: Eukaryota; Fungi; Ascomycota; Eurotiomycetes; Onygenales; Onygenaceae. The record is from RefSeq and is a predicted model, not a curated record. The transcript is spliced from 3 exons.
AUGCCUCCAAAUAAAGAUCGCCUUUACAUUGCACUCUUUGCCCAUUCACGCCCUGACGUGUACCAUUGGGCGUUCCUGGUCUCACCAAAGGAGAAUUCGAACUCUAACUGCCAAACCAUACAAUAUCAUGCGACAAACCGAAUCCAACUUCGCGAUGGUAUGAUGAAGGCAACCUGGGAACUUGAGCGCGUGCAACUUGGGAAAUCGGAGCCCGUAAGGCUUCUCGCUAGAAUCCUCAUCGGUAAGGUGGAGAGGUCGCGGGAUGAGCUUGACAAAUCACUUGAGAGUGUAGCGGUUGUUCAAGAUGAUCCAAACUGGAGAUGUCGAACGUGGGCAGAGCACGCUCUUACACAGCUGGGAAAGGAUAAAAUUCUGAGUAAGGUGCAGCAUGAAGAAUAUCCAGGAACUACUCGCUAA